GAGAUCCUGUUUGGUAUGAACGUGCGUAUUACGACCGAAGAUUUUCCAUCAAAUUUAAGAAACGAGAAAGUUGUAAUUAUCAUGAACCACAGAACGAGACUUGAUUGGCUUUACUAUUGGUCAGUGAUAUUACGUCAAGGAAAAUUGGAGAAUGAGAAGAUUAUUUUGAAAAAUGAAUUGAAACGCAUCCCUGGAGCAGGUAUAUUAUUCUUAUAACAGAUAAAUUACAUGCUUGUGAUGUUACUCUGAGUGUAUAUGCCUGCGUGAAAAUAUGCCUGGCCACGGUGGGAAUCGAACAUACGGCCUUUGGAAUACUAGCCGAAUGCUUUGCCAACUGAGCUACGCUGUCAGGUUGGUUCAAGUAUGUGAUAUUUCGGAACUGAGUCUAGUUCUUUUGUCAGAUAAAUUACAUGUAAAACAUCAGGUACACCAGUUCAAUGACUUCAUAAACAAACAUCAGAUAAAUUACAUGUUACCAGUUCAAUGACUUAACUAAAUGCUGCAGGUUUUUUGCAGGCCUUGCAAUAAUGAAAUGUUUAUUGCAUUCAGAAUGAAAAAAAAAGAUGAUUGCACAUCAAAGCACACCAGGGGCAGAACUGGGCUGAUUUGUUAGAGGCGGUGGAGAUUUUCCAGAGGGGUUACAUUACUACAGGAGUACAGGGGCAUUCUCCCACAGAACAUUUUUGAAAUUUCAAUUUCGUGCAUUCUGAGCACUGUUUAUUCGUUAAAUUUGCCCUCACAGUACUUGUAUUUCGGGCAAAAAUUAAGAAAAGUGCUACGUUAUAUGGCGACCUGCUGUAUUAAUUGGUGCUUGAAUAUUUUCUCGCGUAUUUGAAAAUCAGUCGUUUCAAUAUAAUAAGUAGUAUUCACUACUCAAAUAUGGAAUACCAGAGUUUUCUUCAAGGGGGUGCUGGAUAUCACUGGGGGGGGGGGGGUGCACAACCCCUUGCACCUAGAACAGUUCAGAAUUGAUAGAGUUAUCCAGUACUGUAUUUGUCAUCACCAGAGCAGUGUAUAUAAAUGACAUUGCUUUUAUGCCAGCAAAGAAAUAUAGAAAAUUAACACUUUUAUUGCCUAUAUCAUAUAGUGUAAUGGAGCUUGCCUGGCAUCCUGUCAUUUGCAACAUUGCUUGGACAAAUGUACUCAGAACUUUACUCCUAUAAUUGCAUAUUAUACUCUUGUAAUUCUUCUGCACUAUAUCAUAUUUCACUAAUCACUUUUAAUUUCAGUUAAAACUUGAUAUAUUUAUUGAAUAACCCAGCAGCCUGUUCCAUUUAAUGAAGUGUGAAGUGCUUUCUGUUUAACCCAAUGAGUGGCAUAAUAUCAACCUUUCAGUACAUUUUACUGAACUUAUGGUACAUUGUAGUCACUACGUGUCUUCUGAUUGGCCAGUAGCUUACAACUAAAUAUGGAAAUCACGCAACCUUAAGACAUAACUCAGUUAUCUUCUAGCAGAUAACUGAGUUACGUGUAGGUUGAGCCCAUGGUAUGUAAUUUUAUAGCAAACUGCAGUUUUAAAUACACAAAUAAAAACAAGCGAAAACAACAUGAACGAACAGCGUUUUUGUGAAUUGUUUGUGUAAAAAGCCUUUUUAUCAGAACUUUUAAUUAAGGUGCAUGGAUGAGAUUUAUAUUAUAUUUUUGCUGUUAUUGUGAUAUCUUAAAUCGUUUCAACCUUUUUGAGAACCAAACUUUGUUUAGUGCGACGAAUCAUUGUGAUUAAUGGAAUGGAAUGUAUAAUAAAACUGUUAAUGAAUUUGGUUUGUGUGAUUUCCAGAAAUUAUCAAGGUCUCGGUAAGUAUUAUCAAUCUCGCCUUCGGCUUGAUCACAAUGGCUUAAUUGACUGAUGACACAUACCUCGAUCUUGAUAAUUCUGGAUAUCACAAAAAGUUAAAAACCUCAUCCAUAUUAUUAUUAUCACUCCGUUUCAUUAAAGCUACUCGGUAUAUACGAGCAAGUUGAUGAAUUUGUUAAACACACUGUAUAUACAUGUACUAAAUUAUAUUUUGCACAGCAUGGAAUACACAAAAGUACUUUAAAAUUCCUGUUAUAAGUGAAAACUCGUACUCAAAACUGUCAAUAGCGAGCUUAAGAUCUACAACGCGAACUUACGACGCGGACGUCGCAUUAAACAAGUUUUAUUUUAAAACAAUGGCAAAUACCAUUAAAAUAUUUUUAUCACAGUAAAUAAAAUGAAAUUAUACUGGAAAAAAUGUACAACAUAACAGAGGCUAGAGAAGAUGUUUUUUAUCAUAAGUUUUUACGACUUCUAUGACGACGAAUCUUUGCAAAUAUCACGUCGUCUCGGAUGGUAGUUUUGUCGGGAAAAUGUGCAUUCGUAACAAUGUGCAUUCUGGUUUCUAUUAUUUCGUAUGGCUGUUAACGUGUCAUAACAGUGUCACAAAUCUCGCAGAAAUAAACUGUGACAACUCUGACUAGGCUUAUACUCGAAAACUAUGCUUAGGUAAGCACGUCCGCGUCACAAAUUGGCUUUGUAGAUCUUAAGCUCCCUAUUAAUCCACUAGGCGAACUUAUUCGCGUGAAGCGAAAAACAAAUUUCGGCAAUGUGACUGGUCAGCGAACAAAUUCGCCGCAAAAAGUUGCAUCAGUUCCGCCUUUAUAUAUAGGGACCUUAAGUUUGGUAAUAUUUAAAAUUUUUAUACUAUACGUCCGAAGUAAUAAAUUUUGCGCAGAUUUUUCAUUAAGAUACAUCUAAGAUGUCUAAGCUGUCAUCUUCUUUUGACAUGUAUGCUUCAUAUCCGGUGGUUGGUUCCUAGUUUUGCGUUUCUGUUCGAAAUCAUUAAUUGGAACGUGAAGCUAGAUUACGUUUUAAGAAUUUAUUGAUUUAGUAAUACUAGAAAAGCUUUUGAAUAAGCAGCGUGUGUUUAUUUCUGACACAGCAUCACGCUGUAUUUCAAAUAGUUUCUUUAACAAUAACAAACAUAUAAUUAUAAAACAUGCACUGACAUCUCACUGUGUGUAAAUAACAUCAAUAUAUAUACAUCACGGUCACAGAAUAGAGAGCAUCCAGAAGUCCGACUCAUGCAAAAGUCUAACCGUCGCUAUAUGCCAUGAUUCACAAUGAUUCGUCAUCAAAAUGCACUCGCUAUGUUCCUAGCUAGUGCGCUUAUGAGAGGAAUUCACCCCCCUGAACGCCACCACUUUGAAUAUUUUCUGGGGGUGAAUGUCUCUCAUAAGCAGACUGCUUAGGAACAUGGCGAAAAUCAACGGUUACGCCAAAAUCGGCUAUGUCAGACUCAUAGGCAGGGCUGGAUGUAGAGAAAAAAACAUGGUCUGCCAGUCUAACAUUUUUUGGCAGAUGAAAUAAAUUUUAGCCUGCCAUUUUUAUUCACUGAACUGCCAAAAUGGCGAUGUCUCAUAUGAGUCAUAUUGUAAAAAUCAAUGUUUUCAUGAUAUGCAUUUUUAUUGUUUUUAAACUUGUCUAUUUUAUUACAGUGAACUUGGAUUUACAUUUCAAAUAUAAACGUAUUUAGUCAACUGAAUGAUCUAGUAUAGGUAUAUGAGUUGUGGUAAGCAAAUGCCAAAUGAAAUGAAAUAUAUCUAUAUAGAAUUUCACCUGCCAUUUUGUUUUUACUUUGAAAUUUAUUUUUGCAUGCCAUUUCUAAAAUAUGGCCUGCUUUUGGCCAUUGGCAGCCCGCUAUUUCGAGCCCUGCUCAUAGGCAAAACCAAGACUAGUAUAGCAUUGCUUGAUUGAAGAAAUGAAAUACCUCACUAAUGGCAAUGAAACAUGGAAAUGAAAGUCUAUAAAAAAUUUUUGGGAAAGUUUAUGAAAUACUUUAAAUUAACACUCGUGCUUGGAAUGAGGAAACUAUAAAUUCAAAAUGACAGGAAAAAAAUAUUAUUAAAUAUAUCUUAAGCUUUUAGUUCCGGUAUUUCUGAGGAAGAAAAUCAUAAAUGAAAAAAGUAUUAUAUAUACAUUCACAUAUGUUUCUAUUUUUCUAUUCGAAAAUAUUCUUCACGGCUUCUCUGAAACAGGUACUUCGCCGAAAAACAAGGCAAGGAUUCAACAGAGAGUUUAGAUACAUUAAUGUAAUCGCCAACGACCAUAAAACCCCGUACGUAUUAUGACCAAGUGUCGAAGCAUUUAGAAAAUUUUUGAAGAUAGAAAUGCACAAACUCAAAAAGUAACAUGCCAGAAGGCUUAGAAUAAUGGCGAAUGCGGUUAUUGUUGAUCGCAAGAUCUUCUUUUGUGUCAUAUUCUGACUGCUUGCAGGAGAUUGAGUGGUUUGAAUUGCCUUUCGAUGUCGGGCAAUGAGUUUAUAUGUCCAACACCAGGUAAAAACUACAGUGAUGAUUGCUAAGCCAAGAAUACAAAGCGCUCCGUAUAAAACAAAGUUGUAAUGUUGAAAAAUAGUCAGAGUUUUUAGCGAAAUGAGAAGCCAAGAAAGGACAAAAACUAAAUUCAAACGAAACUUUGUAAUUAUGCUUUGCCAACGAUACGGAUAAGCCAAGGUUAUGUAACUUUGCAAGCUAAGAAUAACUAUUGUUACCAGUGAUAGUUCCAAAAACAAGAACAAUAAUAUGGAUUCAAGUCCCCAUAGAAUGCAAUUAUGGUUGUCCAGCAAACCAGUUAAGAUGGCGCCCACAAAUACCGGUUCACAAAUAGCAGUUACGCCAAUAUCUGUGAUGGCAAGCAGCAAGAAGAUUUUGUUCUGAACUGUUCGCAGACGAGGGCUACGAUAGUAAGCCAUUAUGACGAGACCGUUGGCCAGCGUUCCAAAGAGAGAUAUAAAGAUAUUUAUCAUCGCCAGAACAGCUUGCAAUGACAUUGCUUUUAUGCCAGUAGUAAAAUAUAGAAAAUUAACACUUCUAUCGCGUAUAUCGCAUAGCGUAACAGAGCUUGUUGGAAACCCCGUCAUGCUCGAUGUUUCCUUCCUUCAAAAUUUACUCAGAACGUACUUCACCCUAAUUCUUUUAAAAUCAUUGUAAGCUGCAUGCAAUACACUAUGUCAUUUAUAACUCCAACGUAUGCAAAAUAUUGUUCCUUUUAAUUAAGUGUACAGCGCCUUCUUAAUAUUAAUCUUUUAGUAUACUUUUUAAUCCUUAUACUCCGUAUCAUUAAAAGUACGAGCAAAUUAAUGAAUUUGUUAUUAAAGUACUACUGUAUAUUUGCAACAUGAGCGGUCAUGUUGUAUCGGAUGUACAAUAGCUUGUGAAACGUCUUGAUGAGAAUAUUCGGUGUAUUCUUCAACAAUUUAGAAUAAAUGAAUAAUAUUUGGCGACAAAAUUAUUGUGCUUAAAAUUUAUGUUUUUUGGUGAUUUUUUUUGGUGAUUUUUUAUUUUCACGGAAUUUUUAUUUUUUUGAAAUAAAAAAUUUCCCCAUUCUCUUUUAUAAUUUUUUUCCCAAUAAUACUUAUUUCUUCAAAUUUUUUAGGUAUUUUUUUGUCUUUUUCUCUCACUCUUAUGACUUAUGACUUAAAACUACUUUUGACCGAACAAACGAAAGGGUAAAGUAGAAAUAACCUCGGAACUUGAUUUUUUUAUUUUGAUUUUUUUUUGUGAUUUUUCUGAAGGUGUACGUGAUUUAAAUCAGUGAUUUGCCCCUCGUAAAUCAGCAUGGUUUUGUAUCAGAUUUACAAACUACUUCACGAUCAUGAUUUCUUUUGUGUUUUCUGUAUAAUUAUUAAUGCGUUUCACAAGUACUAUUUAAAACACGAGUAGGAGUGAACACAAUAACACUGAACCAAUUAUAAGGUAUAGCUCAGAGAUAGCUCUUAUACUGGACAUCAGUAAGAGAAGAACAGUUUAUAGAAAAGCCAUCCAGUAUAACCUACUUAUCACCAGUGCUCUCCCCUCUGGCGUUGGGCAGAGUGAAAUAUAAUAAAGUAGGGAGCAUGUAUUAGGGCUUUUUGCAACUUAAUGGGUUAACCUAAAUUACCUAAUUAAGUGGCAAUGUGCCCUGAUGUGCCCCACUUUAUUAUUUUACUCUGCAUGUUCAACGCUAGAUGAUUUUACUCGUCAAGGGGAGAGCACUGGCGUUCAAUGCAUGGGUUAAUCAGACUGCCCAUGAUGUCUAGGGGGGUCUCCUUUUGAAAGGAGAGUGCUGGCACUCAAUGGGUUAACUAGACAGAAAAUUGUAUUAUAUUAUUCUUUUUAAUUUAUUGACAAAUAUAUCUCACACCAGAGCUAAAAUUAUUCUAUUGACUUUUUCCAACGCUACUUAAAAAUCGCGACUCAUUCUGACUUUAAAAUAGAUAAUUUUGUUCAUAUUUUACAAUUUCGCAUUUAAGCAAGCUUUUCACAUCUAAAAUCACUAAGGUGUUAUUCAUACUGAAAAUUAAUCAUCAAAAUGCACUCGCUAUGUUCCUAGUGAGAGGCAUUCACUACCCAUCUUGUUGUAGGCCGGAGAAUGGCGAAUUUCUCCAGCGCUAAGAAGAUAUUUGACAGCUAUUCGCGAGAGGCUGUGUGUAAUUCGCCAGUACUGCAGGCACGACAAGCUGAAAUUUUUAGCCCUGUCUUGCACUCGGACAAUAUAUCAAAUAAACAAAGCUUGCAAGCCUUUGCCCACCACCCAACUCACAGCGCCCUUGAAGCCUCGACCUUCCAUUCCUUGCAUACUCCCUUCACUCAUCAAUUAAUAGCCGGAACCUCAGUAGAGCAAAACAGUAUUGGCCAUACCCAAAUUAUUAUUAAGCAGGACUUCAACACCCCCCUGAACGUCCACCACUUUGAAUAUUGUUUGGGGGUGAAUGCCUUUCAUAAGCAGACUGGCUAGGAACGUGGCGAAAAUCAACGGUUACGCCAAAAUCACAGGCAAAACCAAGAAGUAGCAUUGCUUGAUUGAAGAAAUGAAAUACCUCAUCAAUGUAACAUGGAAAUGAAAGUCUGUAAAAUUUUUUUUACUUUAAAUUAACACUCAAGCAAUGAGGAAACUAAAUUCGAAAUGACAGGAAAAAGUUAUUAUUAAAUAUAUCUUAAGCUUUUAGUUCCGGUAUUUCUGAGGAAGAAAAUCAUAAAUGAUAACAUCUUAUGUAUAUACAUUCACAUAUGUUUCUACUUUUCUAUUCGAAAAUAUUCUUCACCGCCUCUCUGAAACAGGUACUUCGCCAAAAAACAAGGCAGGGAUUCAACAGAGAGUUUAGAUACAUUAAUGUAACCGCCAACGACCAUAAAACCCCGUACGUAUUAUGACCAAGUGUCGACGCAUUUAGAAAAUUUUUGAAGAUUGGAAAGCACAAACUCAAAAAGUAACAAGCCAGAAGGCUUACAAUAAUUGCGAAUGCGGUUAUUGUUGAUCGUAGGAUCUUCUUUUGUGUCAUAUUCUGACUGCUUGCAGGAGAUUGAGUGGUUUGAAUUGCCUUUCGAUGUCGGGCAAUGAGUUUAUAUGUCCAACACCAGGUAAAAACCACAGUGAUGAUUGUUAAGGCAAGAAUACAAAGCGUUCCGUAUAAAACAAAGUUGUAAUGUUGAAAAAUAGUCAGAGUUUUUAGCAAAAUGAGAAACCAAGAAAAGACAAACACUAAAUUCAAACGAGACUUUGUAAUUAAACUUUGCCAACGAUACGGAUAUGCCAAAGUUAUAUAACUUUGCACGCUAAGAAUAACUAUUGUUACCAGUGAUAGGUCCAAGAACAAGAACGAUAAUAUGGUUUCAAGUCCCCAUAGAAUGCAACUAUGGUUGCCCAGCAAACCAGUUAAGAUGGCGCCCACAAAUACCGGUUCACAAAUAGCAGUUGCGCCAAUAUCUGUGAUGGCAAGCAGGAAGAAGAUUUUGUUCUGAAUUGUUCGCAGGCGAGGGCUACGAUAGUAAGCCAUUAUGAUGAGACCGUUGGCCAGUGUUCCAAAGAGAGAUAUAAAGAUAUUUGUCAUCGCUAGAACAGCUUGUAAUGAUAUUGCUUUUAUGCCAGUAGGAAAAUAUAGAAAAUUAACACUUCUAUCGCGUAUAUCGCAUAGCGUAACAGAGCUUGUUAGAAACCCCGUCAUGCUCGAUGUUUCCUUCCUUCAAAAUUUACUCAGAACAUACUCCACCGUAAUUCUUUUAAAAUCAUUGUGAGCUGUAAGCAAUAUACUAUAUCAUUUAUAACUCCAACAUAUGCAUCAGUUUGUUCCUUUUAAUUAAGUGUACAGCGCCUUCUUAAUAUUAAUCUUUUAUAGUAUACUUUUUAAUUAUUGUACUGCGUUUUAUUAAAAGUACGAGCAAAUUAAUGAAUUUGUUAAGUACUAUAUUUGCAACAUGCAAUGAGCGGUCAUGUAACUCAUGUUGUGUCGGAUGUACAAUAUCUUGUGAAACGUCUUGAUGAGAAGAUUCGACGUAUUCUUCAACAAUUUAGAAUAAAUGAACUAUAUUUGGCGACAAAAUUAUUGUGCUUAAAAUUUAUGUAAAUCAGCGAGGGGCAAAUCACUCCUAAAAAGUGUACGAGAUCAAAAAAUCAUCUGAUUUUGUUGGUGAUUUUUUAUUUUCACGGAUUUUUUAUUUUUUUGAAAUAAAUUUCCCCAUUCUCUUUUAUAUAUUUUUUCCCAAUAAUACUUAUUUCUUCAAAUUUUUUAGGUAUUUUUUUGUCUUUUUCUCUUACUCUUAUGACUUAUAACUACUUUUGACCGAACAAACGAAAGGGUAAAGUAGAAAUAACCUCGGAACUUGAUUUUUUUAUUUUUGUGAUUUAAAAAUUUUUUAGUUGAUUUUUUAUUUUGAUAUUUUGUGUGAUUUUUCUGAGGGUGUACGUGAUUUAAAUCAGUGAUUUGCCCCAGAUUACAAACUACUUCACAGUCAUAAUUUCUUUUGUGUUUUCUGUAUAAUUAUUAAUGCGUUUCACAAGUACUAUUUAAAACACAAGUAGGAGUAAACGCAAUAACACUGAACCAAUUAUAAGGGAUAGCUCAGAGAUAGCUCUUAUACUGGACAUCAGUAAGAGAAGAACAGUUUAUUAGAAAAGCCAUCCAGUAUAACCCACUUAUCACCAGUGCUCUCCCCUCUGGCGUUGGGCAGAGUGAAAUAUAAUAAAGUAGGGAGCAUGUAUUAGGACUUAAUUCAACUUAAUGGGUUAACCUAAAUUACCUAAUUAAGUGGCAAUGUGCCCUGAUGUGCCCCACUUUGUUAUUUUACUCUGUUCAACGCUAGAUGAUUUUACUCGUCAAGUGGAGAGCACUGGCGUUCAAUAGGUUAAUCAGACUAUCUGCCCAUGAUGUCUAGUUAACCCGUUGAGUGGCAGCACUCUCCUCUUGAAAUCAUCUGGUGCUGGACAAUAACAAAGUAGGGCACAUUGCCACUUCAUUAGGUUAGCCCAUAGUUAAGUUGCUCAUGGUCAUUAUUUUAGGUUGGGCAAUGCAGAUAGCAAUGUUCAUAUUUCUGAAGCGAAAUUGGGACAAAGAUGAGAAAUAUCUUCAUCAAAUCCUGCAUUAUUUCACAGACACAAACUACCCACUACAACUCUUGAUUUUCCCCGAAGGCACGGACUACGACACGCACUCAGUGACCAAGAGCACGUCUUACGCAUUGAAAAACAACUUGCCAAUAUACAAACACGUCCUGCACCCAAGACUACGAGGCUUCACAUAUUGCGUCGAACAACUACGAUCACGUCAUGGCAUUGAUGCCAUAUACGAUGUGACUGUUGGUUACCAUGGUAACAUAUGUCAAUCGGAGUCUGAUCUAGCAAUGGGGAAUUUCCCGCAACAUGUACAUUUUCAUAUGAAGCGGCAUCCAAUUACUACCGUCCCAGAAUCCACCGAGGGACUGGAAAAAUGGUGCACAGAAAAAUGGACGGAAAAGGAAGCGACGUUAGCUCGAUUCUAUAAAGAUGGAAGAUUUGUUCCAGAGCAGGAAGAGAAAUCGAUGAUAGUUGAUGAUUCGAGUAUUCGAUAUCAAAUGAUCUUCUGGAUUGUUUAUUGGAUAACUUUUCUAUGUGUUGUGUUCAUGCUGUUGUAUAAUUUCUGGUGGGUUCGAUGGUAUACAGUGAUCGUAGGCACCAUAUUUUUCCUACAGUCUGGUUAUGGUAGUGGGUUUGAAAUGCUACAAGUGAAGAGACAUGUGUUAACGACAAAUAAUGACAGUCAGAACAAUUAUUCACACAGUGAAUAUAGCCAACAGAACAUGCAAAAUGGCAUUGGUAAAAACACGCUUCGCGAAGCAAAAGAUAGGAAAAGAUCAUGAUGGUCAAGGCCAAAAAUCUUGCCCCAUAUACGUCUUAUAUGAUUGAGAUUUAAGGCAAUGUACAAUUGCAAAAAUAAUCCCAAAAUGACGCAGGAUUAUUAGUUUGAAUAACUAAUCAAUUUUGCUCGGACUAGCUUCAAUUUGCAAAUGAAAUUCUUAAGAAAAUUAUUGAUUUCCUCAACGAGUAUAACAAAUAUAGGAUAGACAAUGAUCACAUGUGUUCAGUGGGAUAUAGACUCCGGACCAUGAAGAUAUGAUGGUCUGGAAACCAAACAGAAGUCAUUGUAUUAUGUUUUUGUCCGCGUUUAUGUUAAUUUGUGCAUGCACGGUCACGGUGAUUGAGCUCAUUGUAUGUUCGUAUAAUUACGUAAUCGUCCAAUAGGGAUAGCUGAGAUGAAACGUGCAACCACGAUGAAUAAUAUUUAAUGAAGUUGAGACAAAGGAUUUGUGCAUGGUGAGGUACAGUUCAACAUCAAACAAAGCUCUUCUAUUUUGUAGCUUUGAAGUUUGCCAGGCUUCCAUGCAGACCAUCAUGUCUUAAUAGAUUGUGCUCCUGAGAAUUGGCAAUUCCAGCUUCUAGUUUAUGCGUGCAGGGGACGAUGGGAAGUAAGGUAUCACAUUGCUGAUUAUGCUGAAAAAAUAAAAAAUGGUGGCCGUGUAAACACGGAGUGAUAGCUUAUACUUGUAAAUAUUGAAAUAUUUCGGUUGUUUUUAUUGAAAUUUUUCAGCAUAAUCGGCAAUAUGAUACCUUACUUCCCAUCAUUCCUUCCCUGCAGCCAUAAACUAAAAGCUGGAAUUGCCUAUUAGUUCGGCCCAAUUGGCCGUCUAAUUAAUUUGAGGGAGUCUGUAUCCCAGAUCAUUGUCUGUCCGACUUAGAACAUGAUCACAUCCACGAAGAAUUAUUUGUGUAUUUUUUAUUACAUGUUUUUAUCGAUUAACACUCGCAGCGAGUUUGUUGAAAUGAUUAGUAUUCUCUAUAUACUGUAGAGUAUACUAAUAAGGCUUUGUUUUGCUUUGUUUAUCUUAAAAUAGAGCAUACUAAAAGCCAGGGGGAAAUAUAUGGUCGUAAAGAUUAAGUCACGAUCUUUCUCAUCAGCCUAAAUACAACAUUUUAAUUUAGAACUGAAAAUACGAUGAGUGAUUAGAACUAGAGAAUACUUAUGGUUUUUAUGUGGUUCACAGGUAUAAACUAUUAUAAACUGGCCGUUGAGAAAGAUCGUGACUCUAUUUUUACCUCCAUAUGGAAACCAGGCUUAAUGAAUCACAUGAACUCACUGUAAUUGUCGCUAUGAGACAGUUCAUCAGAUAUAGACCGCUGAAAUACCGAGUUCUGAGUGGGUGUGGUCAUGUUCUAACUCCCCUAACUGUUCCCCUAACCCUACCCUAUCUAACUGUUCUAACUUCAUGCCCUUUCACUGGUUAGACCUUUGCAAAGUCAUUUUCUUUUUUGAAAGUUUAGGAAGGGAACGAACGGGAGGUGAAAAACGGAGAUGCAUAAUGGACCAUUUGCAUUAUAGACUAAAUUUUGAUCUUGACAAGUCGAGACAUUUCAUUACAGCUUGAAAGAGCAUCACAAAAUUAGUAAUCUUCCAAAGUUUCGUGGCGAAAUGUUGUAAAAUGCGGAUAAUAUAGCCUUGCGAAGUUUGCCGUUUUUCAGUCAUUUUGUAUUACAAAUGGGAAAUUGACAUCCCAAAGGGUAUUGGGCUGACAAUUUCCCCCCACGUAAUGCAAAAUGACUGAAAAACGGCAAACUUCGCAAGGCUAUAUUAUCCGCAUUUUACAACAUUUCGCAACGAAACUUUGGAAUAUUACUAAUUUUGUAACGCUCUUUCAAGCUGUGAUGAAAUUUGUGUCUAGCCUUGUUUAGGUCAAAAU
Molecule: messenger RNA, 11985 nt
Organism: Paramuricea clavata
Lineage: Eukaryota; Metazoa; Cnidaria; Anthozoa; Malacalcyonacea; Plexauridae
Source: the annotation of a GenBank genome assembly